AUGCUUGAGGUAGAGUUAUUUGACGUUAUAGACUUGAUGGGUCCAUUCUCGCAUCCUUUGGCCAUUGCCACACCAACAAAUGACGCAAAGAUAGUUUUGAAGUUUCCACAGAAACAUAUCUUUACUCGGUUUGGCACGCCUAGGGCGAUAGUAAGUGAUGAAGGUACGCAUUUUUACACUAAGUUGUUCAAUUCUCUUUUCGCUAAAUACAAUGUCAAGCACAAAUUGGCACCUGGUUUUCACCCACAAUCAAAUGGGCAAACAGAGGUAUCUAACAAAGAGAUUAAGCAGAUUUUGGAAAAGACAGUCAACACCAACUACAAGGAUUGGUCCCUCAAACUAGAUGAUGCUCUUUGGACAUACCGAAUUGCCUUUAAAAUACCAAUUGAAAUGUCAUCCUACCAUCUAGUAUUCGAAAAAGCUUGUCAUCUAUUGGUGGAAUUAGAGUAUAAAGCUUACUGGGCUGUGAAGAAGUUGAAUUUAGACAUGAAAUUGGUCGGGCCACAACGCUUGUUGCAGCUAGACGAAUUAGAGGAAUUUUGGAAUGAUGCCUAUGAAAAUGCAAAAAUAUACAAGGAACGAACAAAAUUGUGGCAUGACAAGAGAAUAUUAAGGAGGGAAUUCAAGCCAAGAGAACGAGUCCUUUUAUUUAAAUUCUGCUUGAGACUCUUUCCAGGCAAGCUUAAAUCACGGUGGUCGGGACCGUUUGUGAUUUGUAAGGUGUUCCCUUAUGGUGCAGUAGAGCUAGUGAGCAAGGAUGGGUCUAACUUCCAGACUGCUCCUUCCACCUCCAAAGGCAAGGAAAAGGUCACAAGAUCUUCUAGCACACCCCGAACACGACUUGACAAUGGGGGUAUGAGAUGGUUUCUAACAGUUCAGCAUAAAGCCAGAUUUGACAAUGUGAUUUCAAGAUGGAAAGUUUGGCCAGAACACCAAGUAAUAUUGGAAGACUUUGGAGGGUAUGAAUUGACCCGGUUAAUUAGAUUAGCAGGUUGGGAGAAGGUUGCAGGCAAACCUCAAAAGGUUUACCCUACUUUGGUGCAGGAGUUCUACGCAAAAUUUUAA
Molecule: messenger RNA, 1065 nt
Organism: Olea europaea var. sylvestris
Lineage: Eukaryota; Viridiplantae; Streptophyta; Magnoliopsida; Lamiales; Oleaceae
Exons: 2
Coding region: 1-1065 (354 amino acids)
Biological process (GO): DNA integration
Molecular function (GO): nucleic acid binding
Source: RefSeq, a predicted model, not a curated record